AUGUCUUCACAAGCCCAUCAGACAGUCCCAGAGCACGAUCAUCAAGAUGCAAUGACUGUUGAGGAACUUGCGAGCAACAAAAGUAGUGCCUCGUCUUCAAGACAGCCCAAUGCAUUCACAGAAUUGAUGGCAGGAUCAAAGAAAACAAAACCCUCAGCCACCUCUACUACACCCACUAAACCUUGGGAGAGGGCGAAAAAGACUGUAGGCAGACUGGACCCACGCAACGGACUAGGAGUCUACAUUGAUCAUCCAGAAUCGAAUCCAGAGGGUAGAGUCAUUGAAUACGACGACGAGUUCGUGGUGAUCAAUGACAAGUUUCCGAAAGCAAGUGUGCACCUUCUCCUCAUCCCUCGAAAACCAAAAUACUACAAUGCGCAUCCGCUGCAUAUUCUAUCUACGGACGCAAACUUCCGCCGUCAGGUAGAGGAACGCGUUGCGCGGCUAGAACAGCUCGCUGCAUCAGAGCUCCGCCGACAAUAUGGACACUGUAGCAAGUCAGACAGCGUGUAUCAAGUGGCCUUGGAAAAACUGAUGAGCUCCCCAAACCCUCCGCCAUCGACAGAAGAACGGGAUGCGCUGCUUCCGCCUGGUCGCAACUGGCAAUCCGACAUCGUCAGUGGAGUACAUACGCACCCUUCGAUGAACCAUCUACACAUUCACAUCAUCAGCAGAGACAUGCAUUCACCUUGGCUCAAACAUAAGAAGCAUUACCUGAGCUUCAACUCCUCUUUCUUGGUCCAGAUCAAGGAGUUUCCCUUGCCAGAAGGAAGUGAGCGCUUCCAUCCGGGCAAUUGGCCGAGUUGGAACAUGAAAUGUUGGCGAUGUGGGGAAGACUUCAGAAACAAGUUUACAGCACUCAAAGUACAUCUCGAUGACGAAUUCGAGGAUUGGAGGAAAGCGUGA
This is a messenger RNA of Plenodomus lingam JN3, 906 nucleotides long. RefSeq lists its product as uncharacterized. The record is from RefSeq and is a predicted model, not a curated record. Gene Ontology annotation, biological process: single strand break repair. Gene Ontology annotation, cellular component: nucleus. Gene Ontology annotation, molecular function: DNA 5'-adenosine monophosphate hydrolase activity; double-stranded RNA binding; single-strand break-containing DNA binding. Lineage: Eukaryota; Fungi; Ascomycota; Dothideomycetes; Pleosporales; Leptosphaeriaceae.